CGUCCCCUCUGGCGUGCUGCUGGAGAACAGCAUGUUUGCAGAUAGGCGACGACCGCUGCUGUUCCGGACUGAACUGAGCAUCUGUGCCUUUAAAGACUUGUAAGUGCGCCUCCACCAGAGCCCACAGUCAACUUCCCACAACUCCGACGCGCUCGGCGAGUAGAGUAGAGCUAACUUAACCACAAAGGCACUGGCUCACCUUCACAUCUAGACCCAUGGAAUAAUAACUAUGGAAUACCACUGGAUACUGCUGUCUGUCUUUUUACAGCUAGCCUUCCAUCCAGGCAACACCAAGAUCACUAUCCUCCCCGCUGAGCCUCAGCUCGUCGUCCGGCUGAACGAACCUUUCAGCCUCCGCUGCCUAGGUGAGAAUAAGGUGCAGUGGAUGCGGGAAUGGCGAAAGGUGGCGGCAGCAAAAGAGAUACAUGGGAUGUGGACCGUGCACUACCCCAAGGCUCUGCCAUUUCACCUGGGCCGCUACAUCUGCCAGGAGGAGGGCUCAGGGGACCAAGCCUCAAUCUACGUCUUUGUGAAAGAUCCAGACAAUCCAUUCAGAAGACCAAUGGUGUCCAAGAUUCUCGCUCGUGAAGGAGAUGACUGUGGCAUCCCCUGCCUGGCAACUGAUCCAGAUAUUCACAGUCUGAACCUGGAGACAUGCAAUGGUGAAGCUCUGACCUCUGGUCUUCAGUUUUCUGCAAGCCUCCAGAAAGGCAUCAUCAUCCACAACACUCAGAAGACCUAUGGAGGUUGCUACGUGUGCACAGGGACACUCAUGGAUAAGCACGUCAGAUCGUCUAACUACGACCUGACAGUGAAACCAGUGCCUGUUGCUCCUCCUGUAAUCGAGAUGCAGCCGUCCAGAAGAAUUAUUCUCACCCGCAAUGAACAUCUGACCAUCAACUGCAACACCACUAAUGUCAAUGGUGACAUCAACAUGAGCUGGAUCACCCCACCUGGCUCGGGUGCCGUCUGGUAUCCACAGCAACCAGCAAAGGUUGACGGUGCUUCACGCAUCCUGACGGAGAACUUCACCCACAUGCGCAGUACCACGCUGCAAAUCGCCGCGGUACGGCCUCAAGAUUCCGGGAGCUACAAGUGUGAAGCCAGGAAUGAAAAAGGGAGCAGUGUGAAGUCAGUGUGGCUAGAUGUUUACGAAAAAGGAUUCAUUGACUUGACGACCGCGAACAACAGAACCAUCCAUGUCCGCUCAGGUGAGAGCAUGUCUCUGAAGGUUAACAUGGAGGCUUAUCCGAAGUUGCACAGCCUCUCCUGGAGCUUCAUGGACCACAAGCUGAGCAACACAAGCGAUCAUGUCAUCACCAAGCACAGUAAUGAAUACAGCUACAUCAGUGAGCUGAGGCUGGUGCGGCUGAAAAUGACAGAAGGUGGCGUUUACACCUUCAGAGCCUCCAACGGUGACGCAUCAGUAAACCAGACAUUCACCAUCUUUGUGAUCAGCAAACCUGAGAUUGUAUCUCAAGAGGGACCAGUGGAUGGACAGGUACGAUGUGUGGCUGAGGGAUUCCCUGCCCCCCAGAUCAGCUGGUACUACUGUGAGCAGCCGUACGUCAGGUGCUCCCAGCAGGUGAACGGCACCCAGGAGGAGCGCGACGUCAUCACCAUCACAUUGUUCAGCCCAAUGUUCGGGAAGACGGAGGUGGAGAGUCGGGUGAACGUCAGCAGGGGACGUUUCAGUACUCUUGAAUGUGUGGCUACUGUGGAAGGAGAGCAGGCGUACACCCUCUUCUCUAUUAGCGAGAGAAGAGUCGCCCAUGAACUGUUCUCCCCUCUCCUUAUUGGCUCUGUGUCAGCGGCAUGCAUCCUCUGCCUUGUCCUUAUCAUGCUGUUCUACAAGUACAUGCAGAAGCCCAAAUACCAGAUUCAGUGGAAGGUUAUUGAGGGAAUUCAUGGCAACAACUAUGUGUACAUUGACCCCACCCAGUUGCCGUACGAUCACCAGUGGGAGUUUCCGCGAAACAACUUGCGUUUCGGGAAGACGCUGGGAUCUGGGGCAUUUGGAAAAGUGGUGGAAGCCACUGCAUAUGGACUCUCCAAAGCAGAUUCAGUCAUGACGGUGGCUGUGAAAAUGCUCAAAUCAAGCGCCCAUGCCACAGAGAAAGAGGCGCUGAUGUCAGAGCUGAAAGUCCUCAGCUACUUGGGAAAUCACAUGAACAUUGUCAACCUGUUGGGAGCCUGCACUGUUGGAGGCCCCACACUGGUGAUCACCGAGUACUGCUGCUUUGGAGACCUUCUCAACUUUCUCCGCAGAAAGCGAGAAUCCUUCAUCCACUUUAAGCUUGAGGAGUACUACUACUACCGCAACGUCAUGCAACAGAAAGUCACAGAUGGUGACAGCUUGAAUGGCUACAUGACCAUGAGGCCUUCUGCUGCUGGCAAACCGCCGCUCAGCUCAUCCUCCGAGAAGAGACGCUCGCUACGCAAAGGAAGCUCCUAUGUUGAAACAGAUGCGGAGUGCGAGAUGUUCGAAGAGGACGGCCUGUCUCUAGACACCGAAGACCUUCUCAGCUUCUCAUACCAGGUGGCCAAAGGCAUGGAGUUCUUAGCCUCCAAAAAUUGUAUUCACAGGGACUUGGCUGCAAGAAAUAUCCUACUGACACAAGGAAGAGUGGCAAAAAUCUGCGAUUUUGGACUGGCCCGGGACAUCACCACAGACUCUAACUACGUAGUCAAAGGCAAUGCUCGUCUGCCAGUAAAAUGGAUGUCUCCUGAAAGCAUUUUUGAGUGCGUAUAUACAUUUGAGAGUGACGUGUGGUCCUAUGGCAUCUUGCUUUGGGAAAUCUUCUCCUUGGGAAACAGUCCUUAUCCUGGUAUGCCUGUGGAUGCCAAGUUCUACAAACUGAUAAAAGAAGGAUACAGAAUGGAUGCUCCAGACUUUGCACCUGGCGAAAUGUAUCAGAUCAUGAGGUCCUGCUGGGAUGCUGACCCCUUCAACAGACCCCCCUUCAGGAAGGUUGUGGAAAGAAUUGAGCAGCAGCUGUCAGAUGCCACUAAGCAUAUUUAUCUGAACUUCAGCUCCAGGCUUGCCGGGACGCCCAAAGCCAGGGAGGAGCCCAGUUCUCAAAGCUCAGCAUUUUACAGUUUGAACUCUGCCGGCAGCAGCAGCACACCUACCCAGCCCUUACUGGUCCAACACGAGGUCUUCCUGGAGGGGACAACCCUCAGAGCCCAGUGGGUGUAAGGACACACCUAACCUGUCUGGCUGCCUCUUAAAGUGCCUGUAAUGUUCCGCCACAAACCACCCAACCACUACGCCUGCUCACCGUCCCGGUGCCAGGAGCAUUUGUUGUUGUGUGUUGCAGCCGGAAUAACGCAAUGUAACUGCCAUUUAGGAAGAGAAAGAACAACAAAGGACUGACGCUAAUGGCUUUUAUCUUUGUUAUCACUAAUUACAGGGAGGACACAUGGACUUAUGCUCUCCCUGGUCUUGGCAAAGAACUUUAAGGCACUAGGGACUAUAGGGGGGCAUCAACCAUUACUCUAAAACUGUCAUUAAGUACAUUGUUAUCUGUUUUGUUAUUUUCUUUUUUUUUUUCAGUUACAUUUUUCCUACACAUUUCAUAAAAGUCGUUUUGUUGUUGUUUUUUUCUUUGGCAAUCCAUAUAUAACUGUUUCUAUCUAUUGGAGUUCAUUUUCUUUUUACAUUUUGUGUUUUGUUACUUUUUUGUUGUUUUUCUCUUUUGGAAAUUCAUGUAGCGUUUUACUUUGGGUUGGCUGUUGCAGUUGUCAGAGAAAAAGAAAGCACUCGAGGCACUUGAACUUCAUAUCAUUCCCACACCACGUAAAGCAGCUUUUAUGUCUUUUUUCUUUUUCUUUUUUUUACUCUUUUAUUAUCAGUAUUAUUUACAACUUUUUGGAUCUUUGUCAUGUGAAGGAGAUACUUUCUGGGGGCCAAUUAUAAUUGAGAUGUUGAGAUACUGGUAUAUAAGCUAUUAGACAGCAUGUUCGGUCAUGCUCAGAGUCCGUAAGUGCUUCAGGUUGAUUAGGAGAUACAGUUCUGCUCUUUUGUCUGUCGGAUGUCUCUACCUAGAGAGAAAUUAACUGUCUUUACUGGACCUUACUAACCAUGGAUACCAUGGAUCAGAGCAUGAUAACACGGUUGUCUUCAGAGAUAUGGUAUAGAUACGGUACUUUAGCUUGUCAUUUAUGUGCUUGUUGACUGUAUAUGUGUAGAUAUUUGCAGGUAAUGACGGUAGCCAUUGCUCUAUGAUGAGGUGCGCUAUCAGAGUCUUGACAAUCUGUGAAGCCCGUAGGUCUUAGUGUUCGUUAGCUUUGUUACAUAGGCAGGUCAUUUUUUUACAGCUGGACUGAUGGAGAGAAAUCUAUUGUACAGGUGUAAAUAGCUGUUCAGGUCCAUGUGGUUCCUCUCCUGCUGCAUAUCCCAUGUAUGAUAUUUGUUUACAAGCAUGAGACAGGUACUGCCAUUCCUGAGACGUGUUUUCUAUGCUUUUCACCUUCCACCCCUCCAUGAAGGACCAGAAAACGGGAAUCUUUCUGUUUUGGCUGACAAGCAGUUGGUGUGUUAUCACCCCAUAUUAGCGCUGUAGUUCUCUGUUGUACAAUAUAUGUAUCAUGGAUAAAGUCAAGGUGACAUAUGUGAAAUGCCAUUAAGUGGACUGCAGUAUUCCCUGAGGUGACAAGCCAGAGGAAAACAGAGGAUCUCCCAGGCUCUCUGUUCAGAUGUUGACACUGGGCACAGGACUCAAGUGUGUUGGUCAUCUCAUUGUUCUCCGGCCAGUAGCUGGUUUCCCAGCAGUCCCUCUCUUCUUUGUAUCCAGCUGUUUCCUCCAUCAGAAGUGGGACUUUCAGCACCUCUCAGCCAGUAGUCUGUAUCAGUCCAGACCUUUACGAACCCCCUCUUCCCACUGGUGGAUGUUGUUCUAAAGAGGACCAGGAAAGUGUCCUGUUUGUUGUGUGUGAGCAUGUGUGCUUGGUUGUGUGUGUGUGUGUGUGUGUGUGUGUGUGUGUGUGUGUGUGUGUGUGUGUGUGUGUGUGUGUGUGUGUGCGCGAGCAUGCUCGUCUGCUUUCAUGUGCUUGUCUGUGUGAUUGCAUACUGUCAAGAGGUGCCACUACUAAAGAUUCAUCAAGUCGUUUGGUCUACUAAAACCCCACCGUCUUACUGCUCUGUCUUUUUGUAAAUAUAUAUGUAUGUAUAUUGUAAAGUUGCGUUGACGCUUUUGAAGAUGUUUAUCACGGUACUCCGAGGCAGAAUUUUAUCAUGCUGUAUUUUCUUAUGUGUGCACACGUUUCCUACUGUAGAUUCAACUGGAGAAGCUGCUUGUCUUGGUCACCAUGGUAACAGAAGAAGUUCACUUUGGCUAACGUUUUCAUUUUUGGCUAAUUCAUCUUUUCAGACAGUUUCGCCAGUUCACUCGGUAACUGCCAGGACUGAACUGCUCCCACUACUUGUAAGUGAUCGUCAGUAUUCAAGGCAAUAUCACUGAAAAGGAUAUACUACUAAAUUCCACCCACUUGUCUCACAAGAAUAGAGGUUAUUUUUCCAUAUUAUGGCCCCCCUCACGUUUCCUGCAUUUUGCUGCAUAUUUAUUAAAAGCAUUAGAGUUAUUGUGUACAUUUGAUGUGUUGCUAUUACAUGUGUCAAUGUAAAUAAAAUUGUGUUUAUUGAA
Mugil cephalus (flathead mullet) is the source of this 5645-nucleotide messenger RNA. It is a transcript of the gene kita, whose product is annotated as KIT proto-oncogene, receptor tyrosine kinase a. Gene Ontology annotation, cellular component: signaling receptor complex. The coding region runs from base 230 to 3199 and encodes 989 amino acids. The transcript is spliced from 21 exons. The record is from RefSeq and is a predicted model, not a curated record. Lineage: Eukaryota; Metazoa; Chordata; Actinopteri; Mugiliformes; Mugilidae. Gene Ontology annotation, biological process: positive regulation of receptor signaling pathway via JAK-STAT; multicellular organism development; positive regulation of cell migration. Gene Ontology annotation, molecular function: ATP binding; cytokine binding; transmembrane receptor protein tyrosine kinase activity.